AAGGUCGCAAGUGCUUUUUUGAAUGAGAAGUUGCUAAGCAAAGGCUGCAACUAGAACGAAUGCAGCAGACACAGAUGUUUAGCGCCCACGAAAUUGCUGAGAAGACAUAUGUUUCUCUCUCACGAAGCAACUAUUUAUAAUCGCUGAAACCAAGACCGUUAUCACAACUCGCGAGUUGAACGAAUACGGUUUGAAAAUGUUGAAGGUAUUUUUGCUUUUCCUGUUCGUCGGCGUAGCCAUCGCUUAUACCGGUUGCUAUGGCAACAUCUACAACACUGACACCACCGGUUGUUCCAGUCAAACAUCAAGUCAAGAUAACUUGGGUUACAGCGGAAUCUCCGCUUCGAGGCAAAUGGCCGCAACAGAUCUGUCCAGAAUGAACCAAUACAAAAGUAACAUUGAGAAUGCUGGACGUCAACUGUGUAUGGAUCCUUCUGUCAUUGCAGGCAUCAUUAGCAGGGAAACUCGUGCGGGGGCUACCAUUGGUUCAGACGGUUACGGCGCAGAUGGGCACGGUUACGGUUUGAUGCAGGUCGACGAUCGUUACCACACCAUACAAGGUGGCCCUACAUCUCUUGACCAUAUAUUACAAGGCACUGGCAUCCUUAUAUCUAAUAUUGGACAAAUAUCUUCGAAAUUUCCAUCUUGGGACCAAAACAUGGACUUAAAAGGCGGCAUAUGCGCUUAUAAUAUAGGUGUUGGGGGCGUGUGGUCUUAUGAUAACAUGGACGUCGGUACAACUGGGGAUGACUACUCUAGCGAUGUAGUGGCUAGAGCCCAGUAUUAUAAAGAUAACGGGUAUUAGGAAAAUGGGAUUAUAAGCUAUGAUGUAAUAGGUGGUAAAAUGGUGGCAGGAUAUUGGCGAUUCUGGUAAUAAAUACAACCUAUAUAAUUUA
Molecule: messenger RNA, 896 nt
Organism: Ciona intestinalis (vase tunicate)
Lineage: Eukaryota; Metazoa; Chordata; Ascidiacea; Phlebobranchia; Cionidae
Source: RefSeq, a predicted model, not a curated record